AUGACAAUUAGAACAGCCCGUCCCGACCGGGGACAACAUUUCCAGCCACGCAUACACUGCUUGAAAAAGCUGGAAGCCAUAGUGGUGGAGAUGCAGGACCAAAAAAGUGGCGUCAAGGGCUCAGACCAGAAACUCAACGUCACUACCAUCCCACAUGUCAUCACUGGCAAGGACAUCAUUACAUGGAUUACCAACAAGAUGAAGACCACUACAGAAGAGGCUGAGGUCUUUGGCACCAUGUUAGUGGCCUACGGCUACAUCUACCCCCUGCAGAAUCACAAGAAGCUGGUGAUGUGCAACGACACCAGCCUCUACCGCUUCCAGACCCCAUACUUCUGGCCUACACAGAAAUGGGUUGCGGAGGACUCUGAUUAUGCCAUUUACCUGGCAAAGAGGAACAUACGCAAGAAAGGCAUGCUGGAACCCUACGAACAGGCACAUUACAACCACCUCCAUGAAUGGCUCAACCACAAGUGGGACUUCAUCGUGAUGCAGUCCACUGAGCAGUACAAGGCUGGUAAGGAGAGGAAGAAGCCGGAUCGUGUGGUGUUUGACUGCCAGGAGAGGGCUUACUGGAUUGUGAACAGACCACCGCGUCGUACUCACAGUGCUAUGGACUUCGGUCCAGAGCGUCUUAUUGAUCCCAACGCAGAUGAGAAAAUCACCAUUGACAUGUACAGACGCAUGAACGUGUUCUAUCAACAAGCUAUCAUGAGGUCAAAGGUCAAAUCUAGCGUGUCCCUUGGAGCACUGGCCAAGUAUGUCACGACCUACAAGAACCAUGACCCGUUCCUGGCUCCCUGUCUACCCAGCAACCCCUGGCAAACAGACAAUGACACAUACUGGACUCUCAACAUGAGACUGGUUGAAGUUCCCACUAAGAUGCGAGUAGAGCGCUGGUCCUUCAGCUUGUUCGAGCUGCUGAGCGACCUGCGAGGCCGAGACGACUUCAAGGUCUUCCUCAAGAAGGAGUUCAGCGGGGAGAACUUGGCUUUUUGGGAGGCAGCUGAAGAACUGAAGUGGGGCACUGCAUCGUCCAUGACAUCAAAAGCUGAGACAAUUUUCAAGACCUUCCUGGCCCCCGGUGCCCCCCGCUGGAUCAACAUUGAUGGCAGGACAAUGGGUCUGACAGUGAAAGGCCUGGACCAUCCUCACCGCUAUGUGCUGGAAGCAGCUCAGACACACGUUUUCCUACUCAUGAAAAAGGAUACUUUCUUCCGUUACCUCAAGUCUCCAGUGUACAAAGACAUGCAGAAGAAGGCCCUGAACCCUGAGCCUCAUAACUUCAGUCCAGCCCAGCUGGAGAACAACGCCAACAACCGGAGCCUGGGCAUCCAUCCCAUCAUCCUGUGGCAGCAGGAGGAGGAGCAAAAGGCCAAGGCCACCGCUGCCGCCGCUCCGGUUGAUGUCAAGGCCAUGAUGAGCAAAAUAGACCGGAAAAAGUAAAGAUAUAUAAUGUGUGUGUGUGUGUGUGUGUGUACAGAGUUGUACAUGUCAUGUCACACACAAACAAGUACCAACA
This is a messenger RNA of Perca flavescens (yellow perch), 1522 nucleotides long. RefSeq names its product regulator of G protein signaling 9a (gene rgs9a). Gene Ontology annotation, molecular function: GTPase activator activity. Gene Ontology annotation, cellular component: cytoplasm; plasma membrane; neuron projection. Lineage: Eukaryota; Metazoa; Chordata; Actinopteri; Perciformes; Percidae. The transcript is spliced from 17 exons. The record is from RefSeq and is a predicted model, not a curated record. Gene Ontology annotation, biological process: intracellular signal transduction; regulation of G protein-coupled receptor signaling pathway; G protein-coupled receptor signaling pathway. The coding region runs from base 1 to 1446 and encodes 481 amino acids.